This is a messenger RNA of Mercenaria mercenaria, 5348 nucleotides long. Its product is annotated as protein toll-like. The transcript has a single exon. Gene Ontology annotation, molecular function: protein binding. Bases 523 to 3915 code for a protein of 1130 amino acids. Lineage: Eukaryota; Metazoa; Mollusca; Bivalvia; Venerida; Veneridae. The record is from RefSeq and is a predicted model, not a curated record.
GCAUAGUAUGUUAAAAAACAUUUAAGAAGGAAAAUUACAAAAAAGAUAACAUAAAAUAACUUUAUUGCGGUUUGAUAACUGAUCAAAAGUGAAGAAUUUUCGGGCAAUUUAUACUUUAAAUAUCCAAAUAAAAGCGACGAUCGGUUGAUAUUCAUACAAACAUGCUUGGACAUUAUUAGAUACGAUAUGGUUGGGAUAUAUAUUAUAGUAUGGAACUGUAUAUACCUGCGUUAGAAAAGCCAGUGAUUAAGUCUGAACUAUAAUUUGGAUAUUCUACUGAUACCACAGCAAUUUCUAACGCGAUAUACAUGACAACAAAAAAAAAAAUCAAUACAGAUGAUUUCAUAUUACGAUGCAUCGCAAUGCAUCGUUCCCAUGCAUAAAGUUUUGUAUUAAAUGGUUUCAAAUUACGUUGAAUGCAAAAUUAUUGGACGGGAUGGAGUUUUUAAAUAGACGGCGUUGAAAUUAUAUGAAACUGCUAAAGCUAUACAACUAUUAAGGAAUAUUGAAAUAGUUUCAACCAUGAAAUAUAUAAAUAUUAAUAUGUAUAUACUUUUGACAAUAGUCCUGUGUAGCUUAUUGAAGGUGUUGAGCUAUGCUGAAGUUUGUACGUUACUCUAUUCUGAUGAUGAACAGAAAGAAGGGAAUAUAAAAAAUCCACUGGACAGAUAUGUCAAUUUCCAAAUUUUUGAAAAAGAAGAAUGCUCGGUAAACACAACAUCUAUUUACAUAGUUUUAUCAUCAUCAAAUGAACAAGACGGAAAUAACAUUGGGACAAUCAACCCAUCUGAUCUGACAAUUGCUGUAAAAUUUGUGUUUCCUUAUAAAACUGAAAUUCAUUUCAUGCCCUUAAACUCUAGUUUAGGGAUUGUCACGCGAAAGUGGAAUAUAGUUUUAAUUCUGUAUAAAUGUUCAGUUGCUGUUGAAGAAAUUAAUACUUUUCUAACGUUUGGAAGAAUUGUCAUGUUACAAAUACUCGAAAAUCCAAAGAUAUUUGAUAUGGACACAAAGUGCAUGUACGCGUCUGAUCUUCAAGUGCUUCUGAUUCAAAAUUCAUGUGAAGAAAGAAAAACCAAUUUUGGCAAAUUUCUAUUUUGGGAUUCUUGCAAACAAACAUUUUCCAGGACAGUUAUACUUUCUCUAAAAAUUUGCUUGAAUAUAAAUUCUACUGCACUUCAAAAACGGUUCCCAAAUUUAUAUACUUUAGUUCUAUCUAACGUAAACAUACACGGCGCUUUUCACUUUCCAUUCAAUAGGAAUUAUACCAAGGACGAAACGAAAGAUAGAGCAAUAAUGGACGUGAUGAAAUUGUUUUUUGACUUUAUGCAGAAAUCAUAUCCAUAUUAUUACUUGUUUUCAGAAACUUCUCUCAUUUUACUUAAUUGUCAAAUCAAUCAAAGUUUGCUCUAUUUAAGUGGAAGUGGCGAUGAAAUACGAAUAUCCGAGAUGGCUAUUGAAACUAUGAAACCUGACCUAUUCCGCGACAUAGUUUUAAGUACAACAAUUGAUCUUUCCAACAACAACCUAGAAAGUGUAGAUGAUGAUUUGUUUCAAAAUCAACCUCUGGUGAAAUACCUCUAUCUCCAAAAUAACAAAUUAACAGUGUUACCGCAAAAUAUAUUCAUAGGUCUGAGAAGUAUUUUGACCAUUGACGUGUCUGGUAAUUUUAUAAAAAGUGUACACAGUGACCCAUUUCAGUCACUUUCAAAUAUACAGGAAAUAGAUCUAAAUAACAAUUUAAUAGAAUAUUUACCAGCAAAUAUUUUCAAGAAUCAAACUAAUUCUCUUAAAGUGCUCUAUCUGAAUUCUAAUCCUCUAAAAGACAUCCCUGUCUGGCCUUUUUAUGCUACAUUUUUAAGUAUAUAUCAUAUAGGUGAUGCAAAAUUAACUGGACAAAGUAUCAUUAGACUUUUAGACAAUUUAAAUACAUUAGAUAUAGCUGAAAAAGAGGUUGAAACACAAUUGGCACUACCUUUAAAGUCACAAGCACCGCUUCCGAUAGUUUUACUUUAUAAAAAUGAAAUUGAAACUAUUCCAUCUGAAAAAGUGACUGCCUUGCAGCUGAGCAAACUUUUAACUUUGCUGUCACAUUUUACUCUGAACUUUAAUGGAAACCCACUCACAUGUAAUUGUGACACAUACGUAAUUCACAGGCUGUAUGAAAUUGCUAACGGGACAGGCCAGAUGCAGUUAGCUAGGCUUUCUUUGAACACGUUUCAAUGCGAGCAUCAAUCCGAGUUACGGGGCCGACUUAUGUGGAAUAUCACAGAGAAUGAAAAGUACUGCGCGGUAACUAUGAAAGAGUGUCCACAGAAAUGUGAUUGUUUUAAAAGAAAAUCUACAGACACGAUCAUAGUUGACUGCAGAGGUCGUUCUCUGGUGAAAAUGCCCCAAAUAUUACCACCGUAUAAAUUAGAGUUGUGGUUUGAGAACUCAAACAUUUCAAAAGUCAGUUCAUUCUCAUAUUUUGAAAACAUAACAGUUUUAAAUCUAGCAAAUAACCACAUCAAACAAAUCUCUGCAUCAGUUAUUAACAAAUUGAGCAUUGCUCGGAUCAUCUGUCUGCACUCAAAUAACUUGACCUAUCUUCCUAUUCAAAUACAAUCUCUACAGUUGACCAAACUGACAUUGUCAAACAAUCCAUUUGUUUGUGAUUGCACUAUGAGAUGGAUGAAAACAUGGCUACUUAAUGAUGAGGACCUUAUAGUUGACUGGAUAAAAGUUCAGUGUUUGGAAAAGUCUAACACCAUCAGGCAGUUCAUCGCAGUCUCUGAUUCACACUUCGUGUGUACAACAACAAAUAAUUUCAUUGUGGGUGAACACGUCUUUCUACCAUCAAUUAUAAUUAGUUCUGUGGUAUUUGUGCUCCUAGUGCUUUCGUUGAUUAUUUACUUUUUCAGGUUUAAUGUUAAAGUUUUGUUGUUUGUUUACUUUAACAUACAUCCUUUUGACAAGAAACAACAGAAAGAGAAAACCAACUUUUAUGAUACUAUAGUCAUUUACGUUCAGGAAGACAAAGAGUUGGUAGAAGUGGUAAUUAAUCAUUUAAGGAAACGAGGAUACGAAAUUGGCGACCUAUACAUGCAUUCUUUUGUAGGAUACACGUGGAUAGAAAACAUAGAAAAACUGAUAGCUUGUUCAAAGAGUGUACUCUUGUGCAUGCCAGUAGAUUCAAUAAAUGAUAAACUUAUCCAAGCAGCAUGGAAUAUAGCAUUUGAUAAAUGCAUCACGUCAUCAAUAAACUCUUUAAUUUUGGUUACAGACAAGAACAUUCAGAAACAAAAACGCCUAGAUGGAAGUCUAAGACUCUUUAUAAGAAGCAAUAACUGUGUAGAUAGGCAUGCAACACUACUUUUGGAGAAAGUUGAUUACCUGGUAGCCAGUCUUACACCAAACAAAAACAUUGGUAACGCCGAAGCGAACACUGAAGAACAGUGCAUUGAUAUAGACCCGAAGCGAGUUCUUGUUUCUUAUCCAGAUGAACUUCAUUUGUUUGUUAAGAAUAAACUGAUGUCCUUUCUCUCUGAGAAGAACCUGACCAUGAAAGUGUUAGACAUGCUUUUUACAAUAGGAAUUGACAAAAGAGAAGAACUUCCUGAUAUCCUAGAUGCUGCUGACUUUGUCAUAUACAUUGUCAAUGACGAAAUAUUAAAUGAUGAAAUCUCACUCUACAUAUUGACUGAAAUUCUUACUAAAUCUCAGCUUGAACAUUAUAAUUACUUACUCUUAUGCACAUUAGGUCAAGUAUGCAUCGAGAACAUGCCAAAGGAAUUGUCAAAGUAUGUUGAAAACUAUGUGACCAUAAGCGCAAAUGAUACCAAAUUUCAAGAUCGCAUCUUGGAAUCAAUAACUCAAAUAAAACAAAGGAAAGAAAAACGUGAAAUACACGAUUUUGAAAUGAUUCCAUUACUAUAAAUUUCUUUGAUGUUAUUUACACUUUUUCACAGACCAAUUCGAACUGAUUUUACUUCCAGUGAUUGGUAUAUUUCAUAUUUCUGAAUAAAUGAAAAUAAAUCUGAUCAUGUAAGUGCGUUUAAAGCGCGUCGUUCACACAUUUUAGAGGAACAUUGUUUUCUCUCAAAAUUCGAUAAAAAGUAGGAACUGUAAAAGUGACCAGUGAUAUAACCUUAAUGACACGAUGCCAUUGCUAAGUUUUUAAUAAACACAAUAAAUAACUAAAAGCAGAAGCGUAGCAUUCUUUUAAAACAAUGGAGAAAAGCAACGAGCUUGCCUUUUUAAUUAUAUUUAACCCCUAUUUUCGCUCACUUUUUCUAUUUUUUUCGAUGCCAUGUAUAUAUUUUUUAUUCCAAACUUGAUGGAAAUGCAAAAUGUUAAUGUUGAAACAUUUGACCCUUAAGUUUCAUAUUAAGGACAAUGGUCAAGGACGUACUGAAUUAGCUUAUACAUUGAAUUAUGAUCUUUGAUUCAAAUAAUUUUGAUCAUAACACUAUUGCCUUUUAUUCAUUUGAACCUUAGAAAGAAUAUUUUCAUAUUACUAACAUAAAACAAAUAGUGCUAUGGUCUCAAACCACUGUUAUUUUACUAUACAGUACAACCUCUCCAGAGCGGUCCUCUCUUAAGCAAAAUCCUCUCUACAACAACAUCAUCAAAAUUUCCGUAAGCUGAAAAACAAUAUCAAAUUUACCUAUCCAGAACAACAACCUCUACCUAACAGUCAAUAUUUGUAUCGCCCAAAGGGUGUUGCUCUACAGAGGUUGCAUGUUCUAUAUAGACACUGUACACUAUUGCAAUUUUGCUUGCAUUUCAACACCCCCACUUCCCCCCAACACCCGCAAUGAACAUGGGGUUGACCUGCUCUGUUCUUUGUCCACCAUCUGGAACCAAAUCACAUGCGUAUGAAGAAUAGUGUCUUAAUGAUCGCAAACACUGAUCCUAUCAAAAAACCAUGCAAUGCAUAUUCGGAUAUUCUCAUUCUGUUAAAUUGUACAUGUAUAUACUGUUUCAUAUCUCGCCUAUUGAUCAUGUCAUUUAUUGCAGGUCUUUCCCUCAAAACUUCAUCAAUAUUCGAUAUCAAACGGAGGACUAUUUUCCGCGUAACCACUUCCUUAUUGUCAAUCAAGGGCAAAUAACUGUGAUCUUGUGCCUAUUUAAACUGGCCUAUUUCAAUGCUGUUAUGGUAGCUUUAUUUCAUUUAUUGACAUACAGUAGAUUAUUUUUGCUCAUGAAAUGUUUUAGAAUUAUGUGUUUUCAGCAUUAAUUUAAAUCUUGUAUAUAGUUUAAAUACACAUAGUGAUAUUUAUAGAUGGUCAUCUUUUGCUAAUAACAAGGAUCAUUCAUGUAGAUGAUAUCAAAGUUGUUUUAAUUUGAGCUUUUCAGUUCAGCGUGUA